CAGAAAACGACAAUACCCAGAAUUCUGUGCGUGACUUUCAGUUCCGGGGUCGGUGACAGUCAGCCUGUCAGCAGCAGAAAGGUUAAUGUGUGUGUGGAUGUAGCAUCUGUGGAAUGCUGUGAUGCCCCUGGAGGUCAGAUGGCCAUUCCCACAGUCCCCUGCUUUGGCAUGGAGGGUCUCCAGCUCACUGAUCAUGGGGAUGGUGGGCUCCUAUUCCUACUUCUGGACCAAGUACAUGAACUACUUGACGGUCCACAACCAAAAGGUUUUGUUGGACCUGAUUGACCAGAGGCCCUCUGACACACCCCUCAUCACUCUGUCCAAUCACCAGUCAUGUAUGGAUGACCCGCAUAUCUGGGGCGUACUAAAGCUCAGACAGCUGUGGAGCUUCAACAAGAUGCGUUGGACUCCUGCAGCAUCUGACAUCUGUUUCACUAAAGAGCUUCACUCAAGAUUCUUCAGCCGUGGAAAGUGUGUCCCCGUCUGCAGAGGCGACGGAGUUUACCAGAAAGGCAUGGAUUUUAUUGUGGAGAAACUAAACAAAGGAGAAUGGGUGCACAUUUUUCCUGAAGGCAAAGUCAACAUGACUGAAGAAUUUAUACGGUUAAAAUGGGGUGUGGGUCGGCUAAUAGCUGAAUGCUCCCUUAAUCCGAUUAUCCUGCCGCUCUGGCAUGUGGGUUUGAGUGAUGUUCUGCCAAAUGCGAAGCCCUAUGUUCCUCGGAUGGGGAAGAGAAUCACAGUCCUGGUCGGAAAACCAUUCAGUGUGAAAGAGCUUGUUGAAUCUCUACGAGCUGAAAACAAGAGCCAGUUAGAAAUAAGGAAGACGUUGACUGAUUUCAUCCAGGGGGAGUUUAGGAGCCUGAAAGCCCAGGCUGAGGCCCUCCACGGGCAGAUACAGACCAAAUCCUGAGCCCCAGCCGUCCUGCCUGCUGAACUGCUCACAGCCAACAAGAGUGAUGAUCCUUUACCCUGAGCUGAGGGUAAUACCUUUUCUACUGGAACACACACACCUCCACACUGAGAUGUCAUGGAGCCAUAACAAGCUUCUGAACAAUCCUUUUUUAAGUGGUGCUGUGGGUUCAUGAUGGGUGGAAAAACUUAAGGUUGUUUGCAUUAAUGUUGAGGUGACAGCAACCUCUUUGUAAGUGUCAUGUUUUUAUUUUAUUUAACAAACGCAUCAUUUAGAUGCUGGGACAGACUCUGCCGAGUAGUUUAGAGAAGAGACUGAAUUCAUACCAGUCAAUGCUGUGUGACCUCGAAGCAGCCAGUCGCUGAACUGGUCCAGAAGAGUGAAAGAUUGAGAACGUUUGUUGCUUCAUUUGGAUGCAUGAAGUAACGUAAGCGUCACUCAUUUAACUGGUCUUUUGACCUGCUCAGUUGUAUUUCCCACUGGUACCAUCUAUCCAGCCCAUUGUCCUAAUAAUAGCGCCUGUAUUGGAUGAUUCCACACCUCAUGAUUUACAUUCACUACCAACAUGCAGUGCCAGUGCAGGAAGUAGAGCGUCUGUUAUCGGCAAGUAGGUUUUCAAGGAAUUUGCUUUGGUAUUUUGGUGCCUAAAGAUAAAUAAUAAACAAUAACAAAAAUCAAAAAAUACAAUUUAGAAAAUAUGUCAAUCAAUCAAACAAUCAAUCAAAGCCUUCAUUGUCAUUGCGCAGCUGUACAAUAAAAUUAGUGUGUCUCCAGUGGUACAUUCAGUAAACAGAAACGUCACAGAUAAGCAGACACAUCAAAGACUAUAUUAGGUUGGAGCUCUAUCUAAUUUUUCUAAUCUUUCCUGAAAUUACACCGGAGUUUAGGGUGUACAAUGUUAUGAGUGUGCGAUGUCACCCCCCAAUGUAAAUGCCAAGUUUACUGCUUUCCUCAAGCUCUCUUAGCCUUUUCAGGCCAAUAAAUACCCAAAAGAAACUCUCAAACUGUUACGAAAAGUUAUAUUCUUACAGCUAUUUUCCUUAUUCAGCAGAGAAAUACAACAGUGCGCCUUUAAAUGUCAUGUUUGUCUCAGUCACAGAACAAAAACUGGCUUACUUGCCUCGUUAACUCAUCAUCAAAGGAACUUCACUCAAAAUGGACAGAAAUCAAAUAAAACUCACCCACAUCGCUUUGGUUAGUCUGGUUAGUCAUCUAGUUAGUUAGUCAACUGUUCCAACAAUCACCAACUCCAGUUUGGCUGAAAUAUAACCUUAAUUCACUGAGUUAGAUGUAAAAAACAUUCUGUUUUUAUCCCAGUCUCUCUGCCAUUGAUGGUCAGUUGCUUACAGUCCUGUAACUUAUGCCUCCACCACUCAGUCUCGAUGUCUGUCAGCUCAGCUGCCUGUUCCAAUAGUAGAGACCAGAGAGUGACCUCUGGUGGCGCGUGCUGUGCACUACAUACAAAAAGUUUAAUAGAAAGAGAAGCACUUUUUUUCAUGAUAUACUGAAAAUCAGACCUUCAGGAUUUCUAAAUACCCUGAUAUACAGUAAUACCGUGAUACUGCCCAAGUCUAUACUAUAUACAUGAUUAUUAAAUCAAGAAAUAAGUAUAAAGUGGGCUAUUACAGCAGAAUAAUAUUGCUGUAUUGUCAUGAUAAUAUUCCACAUGCACAGGAUAUUCCACUAAAUUGUCAUUGCACUUAUCUCACAAUGUGGUUAUCCACCUCUCUAGUUCUUUAAUGGCACUUGGGUCAAAGCUUUUCGGCAAUCUGGAAGUGUGAGCUUUUAGGAACCUGUAGCGCCGUGAUACUCAACUUAAAGCCCUCGGGCCAGAUCUGAUAAUAAUAAAGUAAGGCUGUACCAUUUACCAGUUUUGGGGCAUUCAAGCUUCAUUGAAAAAAAUUUGCGAUUAAUUGAAGCUUCAAAGAAGGGGGUGUCAGUCGUUGCACCUUGUUGGAAUAUCUGACACUUGACUUUUUGGGAGUUGUCUUUGUAAAAUUUGAAACCAUUCUCUCUAUUUUUCAACAUCUUACUAGCAUAACUGUAAGCCUGUCGCUGGUGGUCAAUCUGUUUGAGUCACAAAACUCGGCUUAUCACAAAAUUUAAAGUCCUCCUCUGAGAGUUAUGUUGGAUUACUAUUUCUUAAUUUUUGGGCUAUUUGGAUUUUUGGGGUAAUGGUAUAGAAAAACAAAGCAUUUGAAUACUGAUUUGGACAUGGAUUACCAUGGCAAAGACUGCAUUUGAAGCAUUUGGGUCAGCCCUAAAAAAAUGUGCCAGGAAGAACGUCCUGGACCCCCAACAGAGGUCCGGGCUAAGCUCUGAGUGUCCACAUGUACACAUGACCCAUGCGAGGCUGUGGUGACUGAAUUUGUCUUAUUUAGUCCUUUUAUCUAAUAAAAAUGAUUAAAUGAUUUUGCAAAAGCGGCCCCUGGGGAAAGCAAGUUGAGUAUCUAUGCUGUAGCUCCUUCCUUCCUUAUCUGUGAAAAGGUGUUGACCUGAAUGAGAUGAGUCUCUAAUGAUGUUUGUCAUCUGACUGUGACAUCGGGUUCUGUAAAUGUCCUCUAGUGGUGGUAACUGAGUGCCUUAUAGUGCCGACUGUGUGACUCUCUGAAGAGCAUUCCUGUCUGCUGUGUAGCUGACAAACCACAACGGCAAUGUCGAGGCCUUUGCACACUGAGUCCGUCUUUUUCAGCUGCGUUUUUUUGAUGUCAUCCAAACUAAAAUUGUUAGGCGCAGAAACCUUUCACGCUGAUUCUGAUGUAUUUUAUUGUUCUAUUCGUUUCUAGUCGUUCUAUUCGAAACGACACACAUUUCCUCUUUUGCCUCUCUGCACUGGAGUUACCUGUCUGACUGACACCACUCCCUCCCUGUCUUUCAUUUGGCACAGCAGCUGCAUGAAGGAGCGGAGCUGUCCUCCCUCUCUGUGUGCGGUCCACAUCCUCCUCUUCAUCAUCAUGCACCUAAAUAUUACACUCUGACCUGUUAAAAGUGAACUAACUGAAAUAUGAAAUGAUUCCGUGUGUCCUGUUCCUCUGUCUUGUUGCGGCUGUGUCCCGCCGCCACGUUGUCUUCACUGAUUCUUCGUCAAACGUCUCUAAAGGCUCUGACAUAUGCGAAAGAAAUCGAACCAGUUCACGAAACUUGAUGACAGACAGAAGUUUUGAACUCAGUGUGCAAACAUGAUUGACACAAUGUGAGAUUAGAUGUACGACAAUUUCAGGAAAAAAAGGACUCAGUGUGUAAAGGCCUUAACUCUUAAAAGUGAAAGAGCUAGGCAGGAAUGUGCAGAUUCAUAUUUAAGGGGAUGUGCAAAUACUCACAGUAUUAAGAAUAUAAAGAAUAAACAGUGCAAAAUAAGGAUGCAGAGAUCAGGGUGGAGCCCUAAUACAUUGACUUAUGGCUGGGUGAUAUAGAGAAAAUCAAAUAUCACCUUAUAUUUUGCCAUAAACCUUCACAUCAAUAUCAAUCAGUUAAUUAAAUUUUAUUUAUAAAGCCCAAUAUCACAAAUCACAAUUUGCCUCACAGCUGGUAAGGAAAAACUCACCAAAAAAAACCUUUAACGGGGAAAAAAAACCUAUCAAUAUAGCAAAGACCACCUAUUGGUGCUUUUACAAAAUAUUUACACAAUGAGGUUUUUUUUAAAUAACCACCAGUAAUGUGGAUUUAAUGACUUAUAGGUAAAGGCUAGGGUUGCAACUAAAGAUUCUUUUCAUUGUCAAUCAGUCUAUUGUUUUUUUUUCUUUGAUUAAUCGAUAAGUUGUUUGGUCAAAAAAAUUGUCUGAAAAUAGUUAAUGAUGUUGAUGGGUGUUCUCCAAAGCCCAGUGCACAGUCCACAGCCCAGAGAUAUUCAGUUUACUGUCCUAGAGGAGUAAGGGCUCAUUUAUGCUCAACAUUAGAUACAGAGACGGAGAAAGACAGAGCCUUUUUUUCCAUAGUCUGCGUUCAUUUUGUCUGUAGUUGCGCAUAUUUUCUGAAAGUUUAUGGAUACCGACAAAAUGGAGCAGUACCACUGGAGUGCAGCAUAGUUCAAGUGUGAUUUGAUCGUAGGGGACAAAGAAGAAAUUUUAAAUAAUGGCAGAACGAACAAAUCGGUAAUAAAGUAAAAGAAUUGGCUAUCCAUGUGUCGCGAUGUAUAUAAUGGCCCCACAGACCACUGCUGUCUACAACACUGCCUCCAUUUAAAGGUAAGGUCAUCUAUUGGCUGUAUCUAUGACAUCAUAAAGGACGCAUGGAAGUAUGAGGGCAAUGACGAUUACAAUGCAUGUAAGGCCUUUCAGCCUUUAAGGAACCAAAAAAUAUCAGGGUUCCCACACAUUUUAAUUUUUUCAAAUUUGAAAACCAUUUUAAGGACCCUUAAUAAAAAAAAAAAAACAUUUUCUCACCCCACUUGCUCUGCAUUUUUAAAACAUAUCAGAUUCAAACUUAUUGGAACAUAAUUUCAGCAAGCUGGCAUACAUAAAGAGAGAAAGGAAACAUAGGUAAUGGUUAACUAAACAUCACACGUCAACGCCUAUUAGAGCUACGUUAUGUCAACAACUACAGAAAAUGAAUUUGCCAUUAUGUUACAUUACAUGGAAGGUUAUCAAAGGAAGAUUAAUGUAACAAUUACAUUCCAUGCAUCAGAAUUCCCUGACUUUUCCAAAACUUUAAAUGAUUUUUACUAGGGCUGCCCUUGAAAGUCAGCGAUUCAAAUCAUCAGUCAGAGACCCCCUCUAGUGACUGAAUUUUUUUUUUUUUUUUGCUGAUCAGUGUGCUGUGCCGUGUACUUCUGGGUAUGGUUUGGUUCCUAGAUUUUGCUGCAGAGUGAGCACUCUUGACUUUCAAGCUACUCUUUGGUAGCGUACAUGAUGCAGUGGCACAGAGGAGGAGCAACUCUGCACUGUAAGGCUCUGAGAUAACAUUAUCUUCUCUCUUCUGCUCAGAAGGGGUGAAUUUACAGCUCAUAGACACUUAAUAUGACACAGUCUGUGGCUUUUAUUUGAUUUCUAGUGUCGUCAGAAAAUGUUGUUGCACAUUUGUGAUCCAUCAUUAGCACUGUUAGCUUGUUUACUGUAUUACAUGAAUACUGCUGUCACACUGAACAUCCCACUGAGCCCCAUUCAAACUUUAAAACUUUAUAAGGGAAAAAAACAAAUUGUAGAAUAUUCGUAAUAAACAGCCAAAUCUGGGUAACAUAAUUCUGAGUCGGGUACAGCCCUAAUUUUUACUAAGUCUGUGAUUUUUCCAGACCUGGAAAAUAUGAUCGUAAUAUUCCAUGACUUUUCCAGGUUUUCCAUGAGCCUAGAAUCCCUGAAAUAUUCACAUUUAAGAAGCUGGAAUCAAAGAAUUUUCCUUGUUUUUUUUGUUUGUUUAAUUACUUUAACUGAUUAAUCAACUGUCAAAUUAGUUGGUGAUUAAUUUAAUAGUGGAUGAUUAAUCGAUUAAUCACUGAAGCCAUAGUAAAGGCAAAUAAUAGAACAGUUAGAACAAUCUCGAAUGCAGCCUCGUAAACCAGGAAAAAACACAUACAAUAUUAGGAUACCCGAAAUCUAAGACUAUAUAGAGCCUCAUAUCACUAUACUGUUAUAUUGAUACAUUACUCAGCCCUACAUUGAAUGGCUAUUGCAAAAGAUGUGCUGACCAGAAAUAGUAAUAAAAUUUUGAUUUCAUCAAAAUAUUAAAGAUUAAAAACUAAACCAGGUGUUUUGGUUGCCUUAUCCUAAUCAUACCUCAGCUGUAGUUAAGUUACUAUUUUACCUGCAAGAAUUUUAAAAAUGUUGACACUGAAUUUAAAAAAAGAAAAAAAAAAUACUUAUUGAAUAUAAUCCCAACAUCUACAAAAUUUUUACUAACGUUGUUGUUGGUGUUUGGGUUGCUUCAACCUGUUACCCCAUUUUUAGGAGUUUAAAUACUAAGUAUUAGCAUUUGUAAUCUAGUAAAGAGGUUAAUCAGCACUGUACUGCACAGAUAACAUUCACAGCUGUCAGAAACAGGCAGGCAGAGAAAAUGAUUGCUGGGAUAUUAUAAUGGUGAUUGUACCAUCAUGUAUUUUGCUUUUGUUAUUCUGGACUGCUCUGCUCAGUGAUACUGUCCAUAACAUCACCAUGUGUCCCAGUCUGUCUUUGUACUCCCUCUUCUACAUUCAAAUUAAGUUUGCAAAUCACUUCUCAGUACUGUAGAUAAUUUCUUUGUCAGAUGAAGUUUUGAAAUACAAGGUUUUCUGUAGAUCCUUUUCAACCUCUGAAUGCUACCCUGUUUCAGAUGUAUAUAACUUAUUUUAUCACAGAGAUGAAUGGCUUUUAUAAGAGAGGAAAGGCCACAGCUGAGUUAUCUGUGGUUAUUUUAUAAAUGUUUCGCCUUACUGUGAUUGCCACUCUUUCCUAUUGUAAGUGAAUGCCAAUAAAUAUUCAACUUUUCUAAAUUUGAA
Epinephelus lanceolatus (giant grouper) is the source of this 7316-nucleotide messenger RNA. It is a transcript of the gene tafazzin, whose product is annotated as tafazzin, phospholipid-lysophospholipid transacylase. Gene Ontology annotation, cellular component: mitochondrial membrane. Lineage: Eukaryota; Metazoa; Chordata; Actinopteri; Perciformes; Serranidae. Gene Ontology annotation, molecular function: 1-acylglycerophosphocholine O-acyltransferase activity. The record is from RefSeq and is a predicted model, not a curated record. Gene Ontology annotation, biological process: cardiolipin acyl-chain remodeling; inner mitochondrial membrane organization.